Telopea speciosissima is the source of this 1954-nucleotide messenger RNA. RefSeq lists its product as uncharacterized. NCBI's taxonomy places the organism in Eukaryota, Viridiplantae, Streptophyta, Magnoliopsida, Proteales, Proteaceae. The transcript is spliced from 12 exons. The record is from RefSeq and is a predicted model, not a curated record. The coding region runs from base 66 to 1742 and encodes 558 amino acids.
CCGUUCCGUGCGGGCAUUUUGUUUUUACCGUCUCCGAAGAACUGAAGGGAAACCUUAAUUCGAUAAUGGAGUCGGGCGGGGAAGAGGUGGCCGAGCAACAACAAUCAGCGAAGGUGCAGAUUUACCCAACGUCUUCCACCGGAGUCUCUCCUUUCUGGAGAGAGAAGUAUGAGAGAGAUGCCAAGAAGUAUUGGGAUGUCUUCUACAAGCGACAUCAAGACAGAUUCUUCAAGGAUCGGCACUACCUGGACAAGGAAUGGGGUCGCUACUUUCAUGGAGAUGGAAGAAAGGUUGUUUUAGAGGUUGGCUGUGGUGCUGGAAACACUAUCUUUCCUCUGCUUGCAAUGUACCCAGAUAUUUUUGUUCAUGCCUGUGAUUUCUCACCACGAGCCAUUGACUUGGUGAAGGCUCACAAAGACUUCAUGGAGGGCAGUAUCAAUGCUUUCGUUUGUGAUCUGACUGUUGAUGAUUUAAGCAAGGAGAUCAAACCAUCUUCGGUUGACAUUGUGACCAUGAUUUUUAUGUUAUCUGCAGUGGCUCCAGAAAAAAUGCUUCUAGUCUUACAGAACAUCAGAAAAGUUCUUAAACCAAAUGGUCAUGUGCUGCUCCGAGAUUACGCCACCGGUGACCUUGCUCAGGAAAGGUUUGCUUGCAAAGAUCAAAAGAUCAGUGAGAAUUUUUUUGUCAGGGGAGAUGGUACUCGUGCUUUCUAUUUCUCUGAAGAGUUCUUGACAAGGUUAUUCAAAGAAACUGGAUUUAUAGCUGAAGAACUUGGUGUUUGCUGCAAACAAGUGGAGAAUCGAUCACGGGAAUUAGUGAUGAAUCGGCGUUGGAUCCAGGCCGUCUUCUGUUUUUCAGAUGGUCCAGACUCUUCUUCUGUUUCAAAAUCUGCAAAUGAGCUGGAUCAUCUUAAUGGGCCUAUGUUCAAAGUUGCCAGUAUCAGUAUGGAGGAACCUCGAAACCAUUUUGAAGUUGAUAUGUCUGAGGGUAUUGCUGUUGAAAUGUUUGGUACUUUGCCAUCCAUUGAAGAGAUAAUUGAGAUCAACAUCAGAGAGUGCAGUUUCAGGAUAAAAGGACUUCCCAAGGAAUACCAACACACCUGCAAAUCUACUGGCUUGAUGCUGUGGGAAUCAGCUCAGCUGUUGUCAGCAGUGCUAGCAAGAACUCCUUCUAUAGUUGCAGGGAAAAAAGUUCUGGAGUUGGGAGCGGGCUGUGCAGGCAUUUGCUCAAUGGUUGCAGUUAGGUCUGCUGACCUUGUAGUUGCCACUGAUGGAGAUUUGAGAGCACUUGACCUGUUGAGAGAGAAUGUUUCCUCUAAUCUUGAACCACAACUUCUUAACAAACUGGUUACAAAGAGACUGGAAUGGGGAAAUAGGGAUCACAUAGAGGCCAUCAAGGAAAUGAGUCACAGUGGUUUUGAAGUCAUUAUAGGCACUGACGUGACAUAUGUCCCUGAAGCUGUCUCACCACUUUUUGCUACUGCGAGGGAGCUGAUUUCUUCUAAUGAUAGCCUCUGGGAUGGCUCAAAACCUGCAUUUAUUCUUUGCCAUGUUCUACGCCGAGUUGAUGAGAUGUCCCUACUUUCAGCUGCAUCACAAUUUGGUUUCAAGCUUGUUGAUAGGUGGCCCACGAGAGUGCCAAAUGAACAUUCCCAGAGAGUUAUUGGCUCUUGGUUCUCAGAAGACAAUGCCGUGGGAGUUCUGCCAAGUACUGCAUUGAACAUCAUGUACUUCCACAUCUAGUCAAUUUUUGGCCUUUCUUCAUUUGUACUGCUACAGAAUUGUCAUCCGGUAAUUCCUUUCUUUAUAAUACGAGUUGACUAUUGAAAAGAAAAAUAAUUUGAUUCUAGUUCUGUUAACUUACUUGGAAUUUCUUACCAUGUUAUUGGGUUUUCAAUGAAACUAGCAUUGUAUUGGCACAAUUAAUUGCAUUUACUGUCACUAACCAUAGAUUG